Messenger RNA from Glarea lozoyensis ATCC 20868, 2394 nucleotides. RefSeq lists its product as uncharacterized. The record is from RefSeq and is a predicted model, not a curated record. The coding region runs from base 1 to 2394 and encodes 797 amino acids. The transcript is spliced from 2 exons. Gene Ontology annotation, molecular function: chromatin DNA binding. Gene Ontology annotation, cellular component: nucleus. NCBI's taxonomy places the organism in Eukaryota, Fungi, Ascomycota, Leotiomycetes, Helotiales, Helotiaceae.
AUGGGUUCAACGCUUUCUAUACUUAGCCCUUCAAUCCGGGCUCCCAAGGUGCAUGGGAGUGCAAUGCCACCCGAUGGUCAUCAUACCAUUCUGCAAGAAAUUAUCCCACCGGCCAAGCGGAGGAGAACUGAGAUUUCAACAGAUGAGGACAAUAAUUAUUGUCGGCAGCCUCUGGGGCAAGUCAGUAACGAGAGCAGGACAUAUCCCAAGGCUCUCCAUCGAUCAAACGGAAUCGAUCCUGUGAACUUCUAUGGCAAGCCGAUAGUGGUUGGAUCAAAAAAAGUGGACGCUAAAACCCAUGUACGCAAAGUGUACACAGGGACUCCUGCUCAAAGACCAGUACCCAGUCAUCUUACCAAUUUUGAGCGGGCGCUGAAAAUCGAUCUUUUGGGCAUCAUAAGCUCCGAAGAGGCUGACAGUCGUGAGUCCCUGGACUCUAUAAUAUCAAAUAAUCCUGUUGAUAUUGAAUGCGAUUGUUAUGUCUCCAUAUUUUGGCGCAAUGAAGGCAGGGACUUUGAUCUCAAGUGCCGGCAUGUUCAUCGAUACACGUUGCGUCUUGCUAUUGACAGAGAUGGAAAAAUUGAGAGGCAGUUCCUGGGACCGGAAGAUAGGCCGUUUGUCUUCUCAACUAAAGACUUUUACGUCAAUCGAAAACUAGGAAGCAGCAGAAACAAGGGCAUCCAGGGAUAUGGAAAGUAUCUAGAGACCACGCCUGAUUUUGCAGAUAGCUACAGGCUCCAGAUCAAUAUUGAACCUGUCGGUUUCAAUAAGUACUGGCCAGGGCUCGAUCUGCAACCUUCCCUUGAUGGAGUAGCGACAGAGACUAGUCUUUACAGCAACACAGCAAGUAUAUUUGGAGUCUUUGACCAGUCCCGAGCUCUACCACUUACUUCAACUCUGCUCGGUGAGAAAAAGAGGACCAGCUAUGAACUACAGCUAGACAUUUCAUGGUCACAGGCAAAUACACUAGCCAGUCAUAAAGCGAUCGAAUCGCAGAAGGUAUCACCCAAGCGAGAGGAGACUAUCACCGCUGUCCCAGAAGACGGCUUUACGACUCCAUCAAGAAAACGAAAAUUCGAGCAGACUACCACGCCAGAUAGCCCUAAUGUUCGUUCUCAACGGCACCGCCCAGAAGUGGCAACAUACAACCUGAAAACGCUAAGUGCUCAGGCUCAAGGACGUUCACCAAGAAAACAACAAACAAAAACACAUCCGAAGGAUGGCUCGGAGCAAGAAAACAGGGAUGGAUUGACAGUUUCUUAUAAUUUUGGGAAGGCCGACGCUGCCGACGCCCAGGUUCGACCUUGUAACGUCGUUUUUGGGCUUAGUUGUCCUUUCUGUGCUUGCUCAAACCAAAACCUCCAGCAGCUGAGAUUACAUUUGUGUAAUGAGCAUAGCAAAUUCAAAUUCUCUUUGCGUCGUUCAAAUCCGCUACGGAUCAGUUUCUUCGUAGAACUGGUCUCCAACUAUACAACCUCGCACGGUGAAUCACAAAAAGGCAUUCAGCUCGGGAAACCAUUGACCCUCUUUGAUUUGGAGAAAUAUCUCAGUGGUGACAAAACUUGGGUGAAAAGCCGACAAGGUCCACAACACAACUUAAGAGCUCACGAGUCGAGUAACAAAAUCAUUGAAGCUUCAUCUUCUUCAUCAUCAGGCGAUUCCCUGAGGUCUUCGCCGGACACCUCCCAUUAUUCAGACGGGCAAACAAUUUUGGAGCCGAUAAAGAUGACCAUUACAUCACGAAAGGCAGUAAAGGUUCCUAAGACCCGAAAACCUUUAUUUCACACGAUCACAAAGAAGGCUCUGCGACCAGGGGAUGACCUUUCGAGCAGUGAUGAGGAGAAAGAUGAAGCCUGGCUUGAACAUAAACAUCGCGAUAUCAUCUAUGACUUCAGCGAUAUUGGAUUUGAAGAAAAGGAGUACAUAAACCGCUGGAAUCCCUUUAUCACCCAGAAGCAAUAUAGUACUCGUACAUAUCUACCACAAGCUAUCGCGGAAUUCAUGGAGAAGCACAAAACAUGGUUAGUUGAGAAAGACUCGAGAAAAGCCGAGUUUGUCAAGCAAUGCGAGACAUUCAUCCUCCGAGGUGACAUUACUGAAGGUCACCUCGAUGAACUUCUAGCUAGGUUGAAGGUGGAAAAAAACAGACUUGCCACGAAAAUGGAUAUCGACAUUGAUGAUGAGCUGCCACCAAAACCUCGAGGUGAAUUGGAUUGCGUUUGUGGACAGCGUGUAGCUCUUGCUGCUAGUGGUGUGCCAUGCCGGGGCAAAGCUACUAAUAAUUGUCCCGGGCGUUUCUAUCACCGCCAGUGCGCUGCGAAAUCUGGCCGCGAAAUAAGAAAGAAGUGGUUAUGUGACCAUUGUUUUGAUAUUGAAUCUGUGACUGUAUCAUAA